AUGCUUCCCACAGUGACUGGACCAGGUGCUCUGCCCUUCGCCGUGCAGUUGAAGGCUCUGACUGACCAGGAGUUCAGGUACCAGGCCAAGCUGAGCGGUCUGAGGAUCAUUGAGACGGCCCAUGACAACGGCCUGAGGAUGACCGCCCGGCUCAGGGAGUACGAGGUGAAGGACCUCCUGUCUCUGACCAGGUUCUUUGGCUUCAGCGCCGAGACCUUCUCCCUGGCCGUCAACCUGCUGGACCGCUUCCUCGCCGUCAUGAAGGUAAGACCUGGACAUCAGAUGGGGUUUUGAUUAGGAAUUAUUAAAAUUAGUAUUUUAUUCAUUUGGUUUUAGCUGAGUAAGCAAUAGAGACAGGAAAACAAAUUACCGUUACGAGGCACAAGGACUGUAAAAUCAUACAUCUAGGUCUAUUCUGUAAUAUCAGAAGAAUGUUGUACAGGCUCUUCACUGUGAAAAUAUACCAGAGAUGACCCAAAAAAUAAAAUGAAUGAUAAUCAAGAACUCUCAUUUUUAACAUAACCUUUUUAACCGUUAUCCCAGAUCCAGCCGAAGCACCUGUCAUGUGUGGGCCUGUCCUGUUUCUACAUCGCUGUGAAGACCUCGGAGGAGGAGAAGAACGUCCCCAUGGCCAACGAGCUGAUCCGGAUCAGCCAGAACCGCUUCACCGUGUCCGACAUGAUGAGGAUGGAGAAGAUCAUUCUGGAGAAGCUCUACUGGAAGGUCAAAGCCCCGACAGCCCUCCACUUCCUCAGGCUGUUCUACGGCCGCAUACAGGACACACUUGAAGAUGACUGGUACGAUGACUGUAGAUCUAAUAGACUGUAGCCUUGGGCUACAUACCGUAUAUAACAGGGGUGUCAAACAUACGGCACGCAGGCUGGAUCUGGCAGGGGGGGUCCAUAACAUGAGAAAUAAGCUUUUUGUGUUUAUGGAAAAAUUCAGGAAUCUUCUAUUUCAGUUCAUGAAACAUGGGACCAACACUUUACAGGUUGCGUUUAUAUUUUUGUUCAGUGCAUCUCUCUCUCUCUCAUGUCCAUUACAUAUGAACAUCAUCCUUUAGCUCUUAUGCCUUUUUAUAAAAGACUUGACAAACAACUUGAACAGACAUUAUUAAAACACAUUUUCUCUCCAUAGCAAGGAGAUCCUGAACAUUGAGAGAUUAGAAGCACAGCUGAAAGCCUGCCAUUGCUCUUUCACCUUCGCCAAAGUCAAGGUAAGAUACUGUAGUUCUGUGUGUCAAAAACAAAUGUGUUUUUUUGUUUAAUUUAGAAUCUCUCAAUACUAUGUGUCAAGGCAAACCAAUUUUAACUUGACUAUAAAAUACAGGAGCAAGGGGUGUAUGUAGGCUAGUUCAUGUUGUGACAUUGGAUCUAGGCCUAUUUUGGGCAGGGCACUUGGGAAAGGGGUGAGGAUUGAUGAGCUUUGAGUGUGUGGGUGAAAGACAUACUCAAAAUAGUUUCAAACCAACUAAAAUGUAUGUAUACAAAGAUCACUCUUAAUAUGUAGUUUUCAUGCAAACUAAAUCUCUCCACCCCCCCCCCCCCCCCCUCUCUCUCUCUACCCCCCCCUCUCUCUCUCUAACCCCCCUCUCUCUCGCUCUACCCCCCUCUCCUCUCUCUACCCCACUCUCUCGCUCUCCCCCCCUCUCUCUCUCUACCCCCCUCUCUCUCUCUACCCCACUCUCUCGCUCUCCCCCCUCUCUCUCUCCUCUCCACAGCCCUCUCUGCUUGCCCUGUCCUUGUUGACCCUGGAGCUUCAGGAGCAACAUGACCACGAGCACAUAGACAAGCUGUUCAACGCCUUCCAGUCUCUCCAGCAGCAACUCACUGUGAGUGUUUACUGUCCAGACUAGCCAGAUAGCCUGGUCUCAGAUCUGUAGUGUUUACUGUCCAGACUAGCCAGCUAGCCUGGUCUCAGAUCUGUUUGUACUGUCUUGCUCCUAUGUCGUCACACCAAACAUUGGGAAUAGGAGUUGGCAAGAGGAGUAUUAAACAGACCUGGGACUCAGGCUACCACCUAGUGUCAUAUCACUCCCCAAACAUGCCUGUUGUAACAGGAUACUAACCAGGGUCUUGUUCAUUAGGGCAUACAACGGAAAACGUUUGAAAUGUUUUGCAACGGAAAACGAGAGAAAAGAUGCGCUCAAAGAAAAUGAGUUUCUUAUUGGACAAGUCCAAGGUAGUUCCUCCCCGUUUUGAGUUUUUUUUCCCCCUGUUUGGUGCCUAAUGAACACAACCCAGCAAUGGAAGGUGUUUUGACACAGUGGCUGCGUCCCAAAUGGGGCCUGGUCAAAAGUAGUGCACUCACUACAGGGAAUAAAUUGCCAUUUGAGACGCAGCCACUGUUAGCUAUGAGGUGGAGCUUUUGCUCUGCUCUGUGUGUUGGAGCCCCAAGGCCUAUUUCCCAACGGAUGACCUAAUGUUGAGGGUUCAUUGAAAAAUGUAGGCUAGUUGAUUAAUCAAGACGUUGAAUUGAGUCUUUGGAAUUGGGAACCCUCUCUGGAUUAUGUUUUUUAAUGAUGCAGUAAAGAAAGGGGGAAACAGACCAGCAGCACUAACGAACAAACACUCUCUGAUUGGCAGGUUUUAAAAUAAAUGAAUACUCUGAUGGGCUGCCAAUGCUGCAUGAUAAUAGUUUGUUUUUCCUCACCCUGUUUCUCCGUGUGUGUGUUUCCUCAGGUCCGAGAAGGGGACCUGGUUAUUGUGAGAGAGUUGGUUAUGAAGUGUCUGAUUGAGUAUUCAACCACCAGGGUCUCCAAGCCCAACAGCCAGAGGCUUCGUUGGAUCCUGUCUGGCAGAACGCAACGCACGUUGAAACACAGCUAUUACAAGAUCGCCCAUAUGCCCACAAUCCCUGAGUCCGCCUACUGAACCCUGGGGGUGGGUGACCAAUACAAAAGUAGGAGUACAGAAACAAAACGAGAAGUAGGCUACCACCUCUUCUCCCCUAAAAACAUGUUUUGUUUUUCAGUUUCAUGGCAAAAUAGCAAAAAGACGACAACUUCCUGUACUCCACUGUUGCUACAUGGUCACCCACCUCCAUCACUAACCCAUUGCCCUUACAGAACUGCAUUAUGGAUGAUGUAGUUCUUUAAGGGGAAAACCUGUAACAACUAUCUUUCCCCCUUUCUCCUGGUUCUUCUGUUCUGUCAUGGUACUUUUUGAAUAAGCUUACUAUUUAUUAGCCUACAUCCGCUUCAUUGACUAAGGUGUGUCUGAAAUGGCAACCUAAUCCCUAUAUAGUGCACUACUUUUG
This is a messenger RNA of Coregonus sp. 'balchen', 3258 nucleotides long. Lineage: Eukaryota; Metazoa; Chordata; Actinopteri; Salmoniformes; Salmonidae. The record is from the annotation of a GenBank genome assembly.